AUGGCGUCGAUUCUCACGAAGAAGAAAGGGGAAUACACUUUAAAAGACAUCACGUCAUUAGGUCGGGACCUACUCUCUCCACGAACCCACACCGAUAACCUUCCUCUCCUAAUCUCCUUCAUCUCGCCGGAAUCUGAGCCUUCGGUCGUGGUGAAAUCUCUCGACUAUCUCCGUUCCUAUUUCACUCCUCUUAUCUCCGAGCUUCAUUCGACUUCUUCGCAUUCUUCUUCAACGAAAUGCCCUGGCUCCGAAGACGGCGAUGAUUCGUCAAAGACUUGGCUUAGAUCAAAUUUUGACGAGUUCGUGAAGCUUUUACUCGAUGUUCUCGUUUCUGAACAGUUCGAAGAUACUCUUAGGGAAACUGUUUUGGGAACAUUAAUGGAAAUAGUCAUUCUCCAUCCUGCAAUGCUAAAACUUCUACGCGACUUCUUAACCAAAUCAUAUGACGUUGGGGGAGUUGUCAGUGUGAUGGCUCUUAGCACCCUCUUCAUCCUCAUGACCAAAUAUGGUUUAGAAUAUCCCAACUUUUAUGAUCAACUCUCUGCGCUACUGGUUCCUUCCGUCUUUGUUGGAAAGCACCGAGCAAGAUUUCUUCAGCUUCUUGAUAAUUGCCUGAAGUCAUCAUUGCUUCCAGCAUAUAUGGCAGCUUCAUUAACAAAGAAACUAAGCAGAUUGUCACUUUCUGUUCCUCCCUCCGACUCGUUGGUUAUAAUGGCUUUGAUCUACAACCUUUUGCAAAGACAUCCUUCAAUCAACCAUCUUGCGGGAACCGAUGAAAACGCCAAUGAAGCUAUUGAACACAAUGACAGCCAACCUGAGAAAUCCGAUCCCAUGAAAAGUUUCUUUUGGGAGAUGGACACUUUGCGUCACCAUUACUACCCACCAGUUUCAAGGUUUGUUUCAUCGCUAGAAACUGAGCUAACCAUCAGAUCAAAGACCACUGAAAAGAAAAUAGAAGAUUUCAGCUCUGGUUCAUAUGCCACUAUAUUCGGGGAAGAGAUGGAAAGAAUAUCACUCCAAGUUCCUUUAGCGUUCUACGAAACGGUUCCAACAUCUCUGUUUGAGGAGUCGGAUUUUCCAGGAUGGACAUUCACCAUUCCUCAAGAGGACAGCAAAUGCUGA
Molecule: messenger RNA, 1122 nt
Organism: Arabis nemorensis
Lineage: Eukaryota; Viridiplantae; Streptophyta; Magnoliopsida; Brassicales; Brassicaceae
Source: the annotation of a GenBank genome assembly